Molecule: messenger RNA, 3263 nt
Organism: Musa acuminata AAA Group (dessert banana)
Lineage: Eukaryota; Viridiplantae; Streptophyta; Magnoliopsida; Zingiberales; Musaceae
Product: protein STRUBBELIG-RECEPTOR FAMILY 3-like
Exons: 16
Coding region: 547-2646 (699 amino acids)
Biological process (GO): protein phosphorylation
Molecular function (GO): protein kinase activity; ATP binding; protein binding
Source: RefSeq, a predicted model, not a curated record
GAUUUCGUCCGAUUCUUUCAGGCUUUUCUUGUAAGGCUUUCUCGAUCGGGUUCUGGGGGUUUUGUGGGUUUCUUGGAAUUUGUUCCCGCGUUGCUUCGUUUCUUUGCUUUUGUGGGGGCUUUUUCUUCGAUUCUUGGGAAGUAUUUGCUGCGCUACGUGAACUCCGUGGGAUCGAAUAUGUUGGUUUAUCGGUGAAGUUUGUUUUGGUUCAGUGUGAAGUGAGGAGAAGGUCGCGGGUAGGCGAACUAUCUUGCUUCCGAAACGGAGUGAUUGCAAUCUGUAGGAAAGAGGUUUGGGUGUCCUGCAAAAAAUAUUUGUUUAAGCUGAUUGGGUGGAAGCCCUUCAUAAGCAUGAAUGGCCGAGAAAAGGAUUUAGAAACUCUUUUUAGAUUGUAUCGACGAGGUUCUGUUAGAUUUUUUCUUUUUCGUAAUUUUCGCCAAGAAUUCACUCCUAGUUUCCUUAAAAUUGAACUCAUUUCUGUUUGAUUUAUGACUGCAGGAGAUGCGAUUUUGGUGAAAAGAUACACUAGGAACUACGGAUUCAAGGAUGUUCCCUUGGUUCGCUCUGGUUCUGACUCUGCUGUUUUAUGUGACAUUUUCCCAUGGUUACACAUACGAACAAGAUGUGUAUGCCAUAAAUUACCUGUAUUUAGCACUGGGCUUCCCUCUUCUUCCUGGAUGGACUGCAUUUGGUGGAGACCCUUGCAAUGAUAACUGGCAAGGUGUUCAGUGUGUCAACUCGAACAUAUCUGCAAUAAUACUCAAUGGCGCAAAUUUGGGAGGAGAAUUGGGUGAUAAAUUAGGAAAUUUUACUUCACUGAUCACAAUGGACCUGAGUGAUAACCAAAUCGGUGGCAGGAUACCAGAGAGCUUACCCAUUACAAUAAGGAAGUUUUUUCUUUCAGCCAAUAAGUUCACAGGAAGCAUCCCAGGUUCAUUAUCAGGACUGACACUUCUAUCAGACAUGUCACUGAAUAACAAUCUCUUGUCUGGUGAACUGCCUGAUGCUUUCCAGACUCUCACUGGACUCAUAAACUUGGAUCUCUCUGAUAACAAUUUUAGUGGCCAACUUCCACCAUCUAUGGAGAGUUUGUCUUCUCUCACCACAUUGCACAUCCAAAAUAAUCAACUAUCUGGCACUCUUGAUGUCCUACAAGAUCUUCCUCUCCAAGAUUUGAAUGUAGAAAAUAAUAUGUUCUCAGGACCAAUCCCAGCAAAGCUUCUUAAUAUUCCUAAUUUCAAGAAGGGAGGCAACCCAUUCAAUGCCAGCAUUGCUCCUUCACCGCUGCCACCCCCUCCUACAACAUUUCCUUUUUCUCAUGCUCCUGCGCCUGCCAACUCUUUCAAGGGUCCUACUCAAAAUGGUGGCCUACCUUCUGAAAAUAAAAAAAUUUCAAUAAUAAAAGCUGUUGAAUAUGUAUGUCCUGGUGUGAUUCUACUAGCCAUUGUAACAUUAAUGGUAAUACUUAAUGUAUCAAAGUGGCAACAAAAGAAACUGAAGGAUGAAGGAUUCCACAGAGGCCAGGAUGUCAGGAAAGAUGAAAGACCAGAGGAGCCUCAUAUAAGUAUUGACUUUAUCAAACCUCAUAAAGGUGACGAAGUUCUUGGAGAGUCAACUCAAAGGCAGGAAUAUAAUUUUAAUAUUCAAAGGACUACAGCACAUCCGAUGCCACAAUUGAUUGAAAAAGACACUGUGAACCAUGUUGUUACAGGUAAAAAGAUCCUAAGAGAUCCAGCUGAAAUUCUGAAUCCUCCAACUUCUGCGACACCUUUUUCUGUUGCUUCACUUCAACUACACACAAAUAGUUUUAGUGAAGAGAACUUGAUCCAAGAUGGCACUCUUGGCCCAGUAUAUCUAGCAGAAUUCCCACAGGGGAAGCUAUUGGAAGUAGUGAAGCUUGACAAUAAGAAUUCAGAUCUUCCUGGCGAUGAAUUUUUGAAGUUGGUUAAGAUCAUCUUAGAGAUUCAACAUCCGAAUAUUGUUGAGCUUGUUGGUUACUGUAUGGACUUUGGCCAACGAUUACUAGUUUAUAAAUAUUUCAGCAGAAAAACCCUAUUUGAUGUACUCCACAGUGAUGAUGUUGGUGUCAAAGAAAAGUUAUCAUGGAAUGCCCGUAUCCAGAUAGCUCUUGAAGCAGCAAAAGCUCUAGAGUAUCUCCACGAGGGUUGUCGACCACCUAUAGUGCAUCAAAGAUUUGAGUCAAGCAACAUUCUCAUCGAUGAUGAUCUAUCUGUUCGGGUUUCUGAAUGUGGCCUGACUUCACUACUACCAUCAAGUUUUGUAACUCAGUUGUCAGGCAUGAGACCUUUUUUCAGUUAUGAUGCUCCAGAAGUCAGUGACUCUGGGUCUUAUAGUGAGAAGAGUGAUGUUUACAGCUUUGGAAUUGUCAUGUUAGAACUCCUUACUGGGCGUAAGCCCUUUGACAGCUCACUUCCUUGGGCAGAGCAACAUCUUGUGCGUUGGGCUAGUUCACAGCUUCAUGACAUCGAUGCAUUGAUAAGAAUGAUGGAUCCUUGUGUUGAUCGGCAGUUACAUGUAAAAUCACUCUCCAGAUUCGCUGACAUUAUUAGUCGUUGUAUACAGCAAGGGUCAGAGUUCCGGCCACCGAUGUCUGAGGUUGUCCAAGACCUUGCCCGUGUUAUUUGAAAUGGUAAUUACGAGUACAAAUGGUAUCAUUUUGGAAGCGAUGAUGUCGGUUCAUUCAACAUGACAAACAAAUAUAGCUCAGGAAGAGUUGCAUGGGUUUUAAGCUGGAGUGUCACUUCCCCUCCUAUCGAUCGUCACUAGCAGCUAAUAAUUGGUGUCCGCUGAUGUUGUCUCAGUAAUUGCAUAGAGGUUUCUUGUCGCUGGGGCAAAUGGCCACUCUCGGCCUUGGAUUAUGUUCUUCUGUUAUUAUUGUGACUUUGUUACAUUUCAUUUGUUAAAUGUUAAUGGUAUCGUACUGUUUGAUAGGUUCAUUUGUACAAAACUUAUCUGGCGGGAAGCAAAUCAAAAAAUUGCGGUAAUCAGAUCGGUGCAUCACAUUUAUCGGCCAUUUUUUUAUGACUGCCAUCGCGUGUGACACUAUAAUACUUUUUUUUUAUUUUUCCUUUUUUCAUCUAUCUUCUCUCUCUGUCGUUGCCAUCAUCUUCGCGACCUUCUCUGUUCAUUCUUUUCAAUCUCCUUCACCUUGUGUUUGAUUAAAAAAUUACUACUAAAAGGAUUCCGUCUAUAUAUAUAUAUAUAUAUAUCAGUUGUCUAUAUUAGAUUGUAGAUCAUGAUGA